AUGGUCGUUUCAAACUCAAAAAAGAAUAUUGAGGGUUGCAAACUACCGGUAAAACUACCAGACUCCGACUUUUUCCAUAAUGCUGAGAUUUUGGGUACCCGUGAUGUAGGUGAUUGUACAUACUAUUACGUUCACUAUGAUGACUAUAAUAAACGGCUGGACGAAUGGGUUAGUGCAGAUCGCCUCGACUUUUCUAAAAUUGAACGACCACUAAAGAAAUCGACCAAAGAACCUGUCACACCUGUUUUCAGCUUAUCCUCCACCGAGGAUGAAGUUAUUAGUUCAGCGGAGCUCCGAACGACAGAUUCGGAUUUGAACCCUCCUCUGAAAUAUCGCAGCUCCAGCUCCUCUAGUUUGACUCAACUGAAAAGAAAACGACCACCUGACGAUAUCUAUGAAGGACCCAUACAUUUAACACUACAGAAUGAUGUGAACGAUCUUGUGUUCGAUGACUCUCCAACGUCAUCUGGAAAACCCAGGCAAACAGGCAGUAUGGUUUCUAGCCACCAUGAACAAGAUACUGUUACGAGAAUGAGAAAUCUAGAAUGGAUUGAAUUAGGAAGAUAUCGAAUUAAACCAUGGUACUUUUCCCCAUAUCCACAGGAAUUAGCAAGUGUUCCAUGUGUAUAUAUAUGCGAAUUCUGUCUGAAGUAUUUGAAGAGUUUCACAUGUCUGCGCAGACACUUGGCUAAAUGUACACUAAGAAAUCCUCCUGGAAACGAGGUUUACCGCAAACUGCCUCACAGUUUUUUCGAAAUUGAUGGACGUAAAAAUAAAACUUAUGCUCAACACCUUUGUCUACUUGCGAAACUGUUCCUGGAUCACAAAACCUUGUAUUAUGAUACAGAUCCAUUCUUAUUCUACGUUCUUUGUGAAAUAGACUCUCGUGGUUACCAUCUAGUUGGAUAUUUCUCAAAAGAAAAAGAAUCUUCUGAAGAUUACAAUGUGGCAUGUAUCUUAGUACUUCCACCUUUUCAACGAAAAGGUUAUGGAAAAUAUUUGAUUGAAUUUAGCUAUGAAUUGAGCAAAAUUGAAGGUAAAUCCGGAUCACCUGAAAAACCGCUAAGUGAUUUGGGUCUAUUAUCUUAUCGCUCUUAUUGGGCUCAAACAAUUCUUGAAUUGUUACUAAACUCUAAAGCAACAGAAACUGGUCAGGAUCCAGCAUUAAGUAUAAAUGAUAUUGUUGAUAGAACAUGUAUUAAACGAGAUGAUGUAAUUGCUACCUUAUCUCAUUUAAAUGUAUUAUACUAUGUGAAAGGACAACAUGUUAUCUAUUUAUCACGUGAUCUUAUACAAGCACAUCAAAAAGCUAUGCAACGUCGUAAUUUACGUGUUGAUGCAAAAUUACUUAAUUGGAAAUCAAGAGAUUGGAGUAAACGUGGUCGAUGGUGA
Messenger RNA from Schistosoma margrebowiei, 1392 nucleotides. Lineage: Eukaryota; Metazoa; Platyhelminthes; Trematoda; Strigeidida; Schistosomatidae. The record is from the annotation of a GenBank genome assembly.